This is a messenger RNA of Nelumbo nucifera (sacred lotus), 1010 nucleotides long. The record is from RefSeq and is a predicted model, not a curated record. Lineage: Eukaryota; Viridiplantae; Streptophyta; Magnoliopsida; Proteales; Nelumbonaceae.
CAUCCACAUCCACCACAGUCCACACAGAGAUGGACGGUAUCUCUCCCUUUGCCUCAUCUACACCAUGGGUUCUUUCCGACGAAAAUAUCAGAGUUAUGCGCUUUGUGGUUGGAAUUCUGGGGAAUGCUGCUUCUCUACUACUUUACACGGCACCCAUACUAACUUUUAAGAGGGUGAUAGAGAAGAAGAGCACACAAGACUUUUCCUGCAUUCCAUACAUCGCCACCCUGUUGAACUGUUUAGUUUAUACGUGGUAUGGUUUGCCGGUGGUGAGCCACCAGUGGGAAAAUCUCCCAGUUGUCACCAUCAACGGCGUGGGGGUUCUUUUCGAGAUCUCUUUCGUCCUCAUUUACUUCUGGUUUUCUUCAACAAGAGAAAGGAAUAUUUUUUGUUUGAUAAUGCUACCAGCCAUCAUCAUGUUUUGCUCUGGUAUGAUAGUCUUGACUUUUGCAUUGCAUGAUCGCCAUUACCGCAAAGCCAUUGUUGGGGGUAUAGGAUUACUGCUCUCUAUUACAAUGUAUGGUUCUCCACUGGUGGCUGUGAAGCAAGUGAUCCAAACAGAGAGUGUGGAAUUUAUGCCCUUUUACUUGUCCUUCUUUUCAUUCCUCACAAGUUCACUUUGGAUGGCAUAUGGUCUACUUGGCCAUGAUCUUCUGCUAGCGUCCCCAAAUCUGCUAGGCUGCCCAUUAGGCAUCCUCCAGCUUCUCCUAUAUUUUAACUUGUAAGUACAGGAAAAGGAUGAGAAUACUUGAAUAACAUUACAAGAUUGAUUUAGAGCAGAAUUCAGAAAAUUUUCAAUGUCGUCACCCUUUGAUCAGAAAGGUCUAAGCAAUUUUCUCUUUCGAGUCUCCUCAUAAGAUCAUUAUCUUCUUGGUGCUUGGGACAAGUGAAUGGUUAUCCAAAAUAGUAUAUUGUGAUUCUUGCAAGGAGAAAUUGUAGAGUUGCACACUUUUAUUUUUCCUUAUCAAAAGCGUCUGCAUCACAAAUGUUUUGAGAAGCUGCACAGUUGU